AUGAACCUAGUUCAACGCCUCACCGGCUCUUCCUCCGCCGCGGCCUCCUCCUCCUCCUCCAAUCCUUUCACCGACGAUCCCGGCGCGAUGUCGCCAGCAGCCAGGUACGCGACGAUUGAGAAAGCGAAGUCCCCCAAGGAUAAGGGGAAUUCAUCGAUUUAUCCGCAGGGUGGGAAUGGGGAUUUGGGGGAUUUCUUUAUGGAAGGGGUAGAAAUGGGUCAAGCUUGUUGCCGCCAGGGAUACUGUCUCCGGGACCGGCUUCCCUGCCGCCGAUAUCCUCGAGCUUCUUCUUCGAUGAUGGGAUUCAAAAGAAUCGAUUUGGAUUCUGACGAUUACCCGAUUUGGGAUUUUGAUUUUCAAUUAACCUCAUUCUCUGGGUUCCGGCCAUAG
Molecule: messenger RNA, 390 nt
Organism: Linum tenue
Lineage: Eukaryota; Viridiplantae; Streptophyta; Magnoliopsida; Malpighiales; Linaceae
Source: the annotation of a GenBank genome assembly